Messenger RNA from Fukomys damarensis (Damara mole-rat), 3396 nucleotides. It is a transcript of the gene Gpr156, whose product is annotated as G protein-coupled receptor 156. Gene Ontology annotation, biological process: gamma-aminobutyric acid signaling pathway; G protein-coupled receptor signaling pathway. Gene Ontology annotation, cellular component: G protein-coupled receptor heterodimeric complex; membrane. The transcript is spliced from 11 exons. Gene Ontology annotation, molecular function: G protein-coupled GABA receptor activity. Bases 536 to 3007 code for a protein of 823 amino acids. The record is from RefSeq and is a predicted model, not a curated record. Lineage: Eukaryota; Metazoa; Chordata; Mammalia; Rodentia; Bathyergidae.
CAUCCCUCACUGCCACGGCGUGGCGCUUCUCCGCCAGGGAGGGACCCGGCGAGGUGAGGCCCGGUUCGGAACUCUGUAGACCUCUGUGCGGACGCCCUGGUCCCAGAACCCCAGACCCCAAAUUGCAGAGCAGCAAGUGCAAAGAGUGGAGGGCGGCCCGUCCUCCCGGAAUGUGGGCAGUGUCUUUGGACGCGGGGCCCAGAGUGAGUCCGUGGGGCAGUGACUGCCCUCUGGUGGUGAGCCAGAAUUGUCACUUUGAGUUGCCCACCUGGCUAACACAGUACAAUGGGCAGCAGGGACCAGCUGAAGAAUGUCUGAUGUUGGAGUAUGUCUGAUGAAGAAGCCUACUGAAAUAACCCUUCGCUUCUCCCUGAAUUGGUUGUUUAUCCUGGAUUCUGCACCCAGAGCCAACUCCAAAAUGGGAUGCCUGAAAGAAAGAUCCAGGUUGCUCUUGUGUUUUAGUCGAAGGUCCACAUCUCAGCCAGUGGGUAACCAAGACUGUGAAUAAGUGCCCACCAAGAAAACAUGUGGUGACAUGGAGCCUGAAAUAAACUGCUCCAAGUUCUGUGACAGUUUUCCAGGCCAGGAGCUGGAUCGAAGACCCCUUCAUGAUCUCUGCAGGACAAGAAUUGCCACUUUCCAGGACAGCAGCAGUACCAUCUCUUCAUUAUCUCCUGCCCUCUUGGGUAUUGUCUGGACUUUUCUCAGCUGUGGAUUACUUUUGAUGCUCUUCUUUCUUGCCUUCACAAUUCGCUGCAGGAAGAACAGGAUUGUGAAGAUGUCCAGUCCCAAUCUGAACAUCGUGACCUUGUUGGGAAGUUGUCUGACUUACAGUAGCGCUUACCUCUUUGGAAUUCAAGAUGAUCUAGUGGGGAGCUCAAUGGAAACUCUCAUCCAGAUAAGACUGUCCAUGCUGUGCAUUGGGACCUCCCUUGUGUUUGGUCCCAUUCUGGGGAAGAGUUGGCGACUCUACAAGGUGUUUACCCAGAGAGUCCCGAACAAGAGAGUGAUUAUCAAAGACCUACAGUUACUGGGGUUGGUAGCAGCCCUGGUGAUGGCUGAUGUGGUCCUGCUCAUGACAUGGGUACUGAUCGAUCCCAUCCAGUGCCUCCAGAUCCUUGGUGUCAGCAUGACGGUGACCGGGAGAGAUGUGUCCUGCUCUUUGACCAACACAAACUUCUGUGCUUCACGCUACUCCGAUAUCUGGAUUGCUCUCGUUUUGGGGUGUAAGGGGCUGCUCCUGCUGUGUGGCGCCUACCUGGCUGGCCUGACAGACCAUGUCAGUGCUCCUCCUGUGAACCAGUCCUUCACCAUCAUGGUUGGGGUCAACCUGCUGGUCCUGGCUGCUGGGCUGCUUUUUGUGGUCACCAGAUACUUGCACUCCUGGCCCAACCUGGUCUUUGGACUCACAACUGGAGGCAUCUUUGUUUGCACAACCACAGUCAACUGCUCCAUCUUCAUUCCCCAGUGGACAGUGAACAGGAAGAAAGGAUCCCCUGUUCUUCCUCUCUUCCAGCUGAAGCAAUGGAAGGCAUUUGAAGGGGAAAACCAAACAAUCCGACGCAUGGCCAGAUAUUUCAGCACUCCCAGCAAGAGCUUCUGUCCGCAGUUUGGGGAGGAGCAGAACUGCCAUGCACGUGGCGAGAAGAGCUCCUUGGAGAGGCUGCUCACAGAGAAAAUUGCUGUGAUUGAAAGCCUGCAGGAGCAGGUAAACAAUGCCAAAGAAAAGCUUGUGAGGCUGAUGUCUGCUGAGUGUGCCUGUGAUUCCCUGGAAUGGGCUGUCCCACCUACUUCCUACCAGGGCGAGGAUGUCCCAGCUGUAGCCUCCGCCCAUGGCCUGGUGCCGGGACCCUCAGAGUGCCCCUCUGCUCCACAGAAAGACCCUGAUACAGCUGCCCAGGACUCCCGUUGCACCUCUGGGCCCUCUGCAUGCAUGCAAAGCCCCCAGGCCCCUGGAAGGAACACCAGCCCCUCCCCAGGCCUGAAGAAGACACCUGACUUGAGAGACUUCUCUGAUCACCUAGACCUGACUAAUAGCCAGAAGCCACAGGCUGAGCAGAGUUCACAAAGAGGAGACCAGGGACCCAUGGCCCCCAGCAAGAGUCUUGUCCCAGGCAGAGGGGCCUCAGAUCCACAGAGACAGAGGCAGAGCUCAGAAGAGCCCCCAGAGAGGCUCCCUAGGGUCAGUUCCGUGGUCAGGGAAAAACUUCAGGAAGUCAUACAAGAGCUGGGCCUGGGCCCUGGGGCUCCACUUCCCAAUUUUCUGUCUUGUCCCCAGCAGCCCUGGAAGGGCAGUGCUGCCCACAGCCCACAGAAGAUGCCAGUCUCCAAGGAGCUGGGCUCCAGCCCAUACAUGGUGAGGAGGAGGCGGGCGACUCAGCGGGCUCGCUCACACUUUCCUGGCUCUGUGCCCUUCUACGUGGGGCAUCGGGCAGAUCAGACUCUUUCUGGAACACACAGUGGGCUGAAUGCACAGAGUGGGGACAGCCCAGGGCUGGGUCACCAAACCGCUGAUUGUAAGGCACAAAGGCCCUCUCCCAGGAAGCCUUUGCUUCUCCCAGAACCUCAAGAGAAGUUGGGCUCCUCAGUGGGCAGCAAGCAAGACCAGGCUGAGCCCCAGGGGGCCAGGGCUGGUAGUGCAGCCUUUCUUCGCCAGCCUUCAGCUGCUCCCUGGGCACAGAGUCCCACUGCCCCAUGCCCAGCCACCUCGCCAGACCUGCCUGAGCAGCAGCAGCAGCUUCAGCCCCCAGGGCCCCCUGGCCACCCCUCCCUGUCUUCUCAGUGUAACUACCUCGACACUGAGUCCAGCAGCUCAGAUGAGCCCUUCUGCCGCUGCCACAGGCCCUACUGUGAAUUCUGCUUCCAGAGCUCCUCGGACUCCCACGACAGUAGCACAUCAGACACUGACCCUGAACCUGCUAUGCGACCCACCUCCUGGGACAAGCUGUGUGCUGGCUCCAAGCCCAUUGUGAACUUCAAAGAUGACUUGAAACCCACCCUGGUGUGAAAAGCAGCAGGCUCGAUCUGGCUGAGGACGUCAGUCCAGGCUGAGCUGAAGCAAGGCCUUUGGGAGGACGGCAAAGGUCUGGUCGCUGGGGAACCCACAGGGCCCUGCACUUGACCAGCUCUGACCACGUUCCAGCUGUGCUCACUGUGUAACUCUGAGCACUUCCCCAGUUAUAAAAAGCGGGGUAUUGCCUGUCUCGCUACUACCUCAUAGCAUUACUGUCAGUGAAUCCAGUUGAGUGACUAUAAAAAAUACUGACUCCUUGAAUUAAAGGUGCUAAAUGAGCAUACAGAGUUUUCUUUCUAGGUCAGGAUGCAUCCUCCAAGACUUAAUGUAUACCAGUGGAUGGACAGAUGGACAGAACGAUGGAGGAUGAACAGGAGAUUUCU